Molecule: messenger RNA, 762 nt
Organism: Gavia stellata (red-throated loon)
Lineage: Eukaryota; Metazoa; Chordata; Aves; Gaviiformes; Gaviidae
Product: somatomedin-B and thrombospondin type-1 domain-containing protein-like
Exons: 5
Coding region: 1-762 (253 amino acids)
Source: RefSeq, a predicted model, not a curated record
AUGCACGGCCUGCUGCUCUGCGGGGGCUGGCUGCUGGCCACUGGCUACCUGGCAGGUGCCAUGGGCAGCUGCCAGCACCGGUGCUGCCCAGGCAGGAACAAUGCGUGCUGGGCCCCAGCCGCCCGCCGGGCUCACUGCUACUGCGACUCGUAUUGUGAGAGGACGGGCGACUGCUGCGAGGACUACCAUGCCGUGUGCCGCCGUGCCGCGGUGGGCUGCGUGGUGGGGCCCUGGGGGCCGUGGAGCGGGUGUAGCUCCCCAUGCGGGGUCGGCAGCAAGACCCGCAGCCGCCAGGUCACCGUCCCACCCCGGCACGGAGGGGAGCCCUGUCCUGACCUCAAGCAGCGCCGGGGCUGCUUGGGGGAGCACCCGACCUGUGGGACGGCCAAAGAAGUGGCCAAGAUAUUACCUGACUCCUUCAGCCGGGACUUCAGGGAUUCCUGGUGGAGAGCCAGGCUGCUGCUGUCGGAGGAGCCGUCCGGCUCCCCCCUUCCCAGCUACUGCGGCUAUUUCCGCCUGACGCAGGUAGGGCCCCCCUGCCGCGGGCAGGCCUGGAGCCGCCGGCUGCACCGGGACAAGCGGGUGUGUGUUGAGUGCCGGGGGGACGUGUCCCACCGCCGUCCCCAUUGCACCGGACAUGGGCUGCAAGGAGCGAGGACAUUCUGGGUGGCUGCUUCCGUGGCGGGGUGCCAGGGCUCAUGGGUGCAGGAGGGGCUGCAGGAGGGUUGUGUCUGCUCCCCACCAGCUCUCAUCUUUGUGUAG